Molecule: messenger RNA, 772 nt
Organism: Suillus subalutaceus
Lineage: Eukaryota; Fungi; Basidiomycota; Agaricomycetes; Boletales; Suillaceae
Exons: 1
Coding region: 89-691 (200 amino acids)
Source: RefSeq, a predicted model, not a curated record
CAGUGAGCGUCAACACGUAUUACCACAUUGCAAGAAGACAUUGCAUACUCGUUAUCUGGCGUCUUUGGCGUCCGCCUACGUGUUGAUUAUGGCGAGAAUAAGCAGAAUGCACUCGAGCGGCUCCUGCAGGAAAUUCAUAGCUCAGUCGGGCGACAUUACUGCUCUGGACUGGGUCGGAAGGUCAUCGGAGUUCAACAGCUGUCUACCAGCCGAUAUCACUUCAUACGAAGCUCCACCAUGCAAACUCCCAUCUUUAUCCGAAGAUGAGAUUCAGUCAUCUGUCUCCUCGCUGCGAGGUGUUGUGACUCUAGAGUUGGCUUCGAAAUUGUAUCAGACACUCGACCGCCUGAGCGCUCCCCGUUUCGCGCACCACCGGUUGCAUCUCCCUUGCAUUGUAUUCCCAGUCACAGAAACCAGGCGGAGGCCAAGUCGAGACCAGGACGCAUAUAUGUAUGAACUCAAGUCAGAUGGACUUCAUGACCUGCAGAUCACCACAGAAGACAAGUUAAUCCCAUUCUCGCCUGCAGGGCCACCGCCCGUCUGGCAGACGAUCUUGCUUGUCCGUCCAUGGAGUCGCGAUCUCCUUGAGUUGCAUGACCCUGCAGAUGAUAUGCAGAGCGUGGAAGAUUGGUCUAUGCCCGGAUCUCUAUUGCACGAUUCACCCGCUGCACAAAACGAGCCGGAUUCUUAGUCGCGAGCAUUGCGUUUGAUUGUUCGCCUUGGACAGCCUUUUAGUGCAUUUUUGCUAGCGCGGCGGCGUGACGGAGAAUUC